AUGCCACCAACGGAGCUACAAGGCCGAAAGCUCUUGUCGGGAUUCUAUACAAAGAUAUCGAAUUUCAAUUGUUCCCUUUCCCGAACUCAAGGGUCAUCGCCAACAAUUGUAAUGAAGCUUAAUUUCGAACGAAUCAAGCAAUUAGGUGGGAAGAAGAAGGAGAAAAUAUUCGCAUUUUAUAAAGCCGAGGAUCUAGCAUACUGUCGAACUUGUGGUUACAAGAAGAGACUGGAAUUUCAUGAUCUGCGUCGGGCUUCAGGAAAGAAACUGAAUGAAAUUGUAACUCCAGAAGAACGACGCCAGAUCAUAAGUCAUCAUAGGGAUGUUUACAAACGGUAUUACAUGCCGGCAUUUGUAAAUACAAAUUGCUAA
This is a messenger RNA of Botrytis porri, 372 nucleotides long. RefSeq lists its product as uncharacterized. The record is from RefSeq and is a predicted model, not a curated record. Bases 1 to 372 code for a protein of 123 amino acids. The transcript has 5 exons. Lineage: Eukaryota; Fungi; Ascomycota; Leotiomycetes; Helotiales; Sclerotiniaceae.